GUCCAGUUCCGGGCGCCGAGUUCCAGCGCUCCUGUCUGGUGAGUCUCCUGUGGCGUCCCUCCGCCUUGUUCUCGGGUUCAACCCUGCGAGACCCCAGACUUACUGGGCCGCAUGAAACAGCCAGCACCAGCCCUGGUUCCAGCUCGGGGACACCCGGUGCCUGGAGAGGCUGGCAGCAGGCAUCUGUCUGAGAGGCUUUGGGAAGGUUGGCCCCAAACCCCUCAGCCAGGCUCCUGUCCUGGGUUUGGGGGUCCCCUUUUUGGCAACCAUGCUUCCCACACUCUGACGAAACCAGAACCACCACUACUGUGUGAACGAAGUGGAAUUCCGCUCUCCGUUUUGCAAGAUUAGCACGAAAACAUCAGUAAUUUUCUGGCUGUGGUUCGUAACUUUUCCUUUCCCACAGGUUGGAUUGUAUGUACUCAAAUGUGGAAAAACUGUGCCAAGUGAUUAGAAAUUUUUGUUUUAGGCAGGGGCCACAUCCACAUACUUAACGCCGGAUUUUGGAGAAAUGUUCCAUUAAGUGCAAGUCUUCAUCCCACCCUACCCCCGGCAAUUAUAUAUUUUUACUUAUCUCCUUCACAUAUUAUACACUUUUCAUAUUGGUUGUGUUUAUUUUACUGUUUCAACUAGAAUGGACACUCUGCUAAUGCAUUUCAAACACCUUGAACUGUUUCUGUGCAAGGGUGCCCUCAGAAGCCUUCAGUUGAAACUUCAGGCAUGAUGGUUGUGGACACAAGAAAGUCUGCUGGUCAGCUGUUCCAAGCCCCAUGGGGUCAGCAGGGCCCUAUGAUGGUGACAGUGAAGCUGGAGGAAGACCACCCCAGGAAUCAGGGUCUCAACCUUCCAGAGAACCAGCCUCCUGCCCGGGAGAUCUUCAGGCAGCAGUUUAGGCACUUCUGCUACCAGGAUUCCCCUGGACCCCGGCUUUCCCUGAGCUGGCUCCAGGAGCUCUGCCAUCAGUGGCUCAGACCAGAGACACAUACCAAGGAGGAGAUCCUGGACCUGCUGGUGCUGGAGCAGUUCCUGUCCAUCCUGCCCCAGGAGCUCCAGGUCCCGGUUCAGGAGCAUCAUCCAGACAGUAGGGAAGAAGCAGUGACCAUGCUGGAGAAUCUGGAAAGAAAGAGAAAUGUUUCAGCUUGUGCUCUGGAACAGAAGAUACUUUUGCAGACAAUGACCCUUCAAACACUAGAUGAAGAAUCUUCAUAUACCCGAGUUCAGCCCCCAGCAGUCCAGUUCAAGGGCAAAAGACCUGAGCCCCGACCAUCAGAGGAAACAGAUGGUGAGAUGAGGACUGAGAAUUUGGCAUUAGAAGUGAAACAGGAACCUUGUGAAGAAACAGACUGGUGUAGGGAGGGGUCUGAUGGACAUCAUGAAACUAUAUGUCAGCAUGCCAUACAGAGAGGAGACAAUGAGCCUAGUGAAAGUUUGGAAAUGCAGAAUGGGGAUGCCACAGGUGAGAAAAUACAUGACUGUGAUGAAUGUAAGAAAACCUUCACCUGGAUGAGAGGCCUUCAUAUGCACAAGAGGAUCCACAAUGGGAAGAAACCAUACUCCAGUACAGAAUUUGGGCUUCACAGCAAGGAAAAGCCCGAUCAGUGUAAAGAGUGUGGCAAAGACUUCAGUCAGAAAGCAGGCCUCUCUCAACAUCUCAAAAUCCACACUGUAGAAAAGCCUCAUCAGUGUAAUAAAUGUGGCAGAUGUUUUAGUCAAAGAUCAGUUCUUUCAAAACAUCAAAGUCUCCACACUGAAAAGAAACCUUUUGAAUGUAUAUACUGUGGGAAAACCUUCUGCCAUAGUGCAGACCUCACUGAACAUAAACAAUUGCACAACAGAGAGAAGCCUUAUGAAUGUAAUGAAUGUGGGAAAACCUUCAGGCAGCAUUCAAAUCUUACUGAGCACCAGCGAAUUCACAGUAAAGAAAAACUUUAUGAUUGUAAAGUAUGUGGAAAAGCCUUCACUCAGUAUGCAGGACUUAACCAACACCGGAGAAUCCACACUGGAGAGAAACCUUUUGAAUGUCCUGGAUGUGGACGAGCUUUUAGCCGAAGCUCAGAACUUGUAAUACAUCACAGAAUUCACUCAGAAAAACCUUAUGAAUGUGCUGAGUGUGGAAAAACCUUUAGAGUGAACUCAACCCUGGUCAUACAUCAGAGAAGUCACACUGGGGAGAAGCCCUAUAAAUGUGAUGAGUGUGGUGAAGCGUUCAGUCGAUACUCAGGCCUUAACAAACACAAGUUAGGAGGAAAGCACAGAAACUCUCCUAAACUAAGAAAAUAUAUAUGUGAUGAGUGUGGAAAGACCUUCACACAGUUAACUGGCCUGAGAAACCACAAAAGAAUCCAGAAUGGGGAUAAGACCUACCAAUGUCCUGAGUGUGGCAAGGCCUUUAUAAGGGGAGAGCAUCUUAUUGAACAUCAGGGGAUUCACAACAAGGAGAAGCCUUAUCAAUGUAAAGAGUGUGGCAAAGCCUUCAGUCAGAAGACAGGUCUUAGUCAUCAUCUCAAAAUCCACAUAGGAGAGAAACCUUUUGAAUGUUCUCAGUGUGAGUGAGACUUCAGCUGUAAAUCAAAUCUCAAUAAACAUAAAAGAGUCCACUCUGAGGAAAAAUCCUAUACAUAUAAAUAGUGUGGAAAGGCCUAUUAGGUAGAGAGCAUUGCUAAUCCAACAUCAGAGAGGCCACAUCCUGCUAAGCCUCAGCAGUGGUGUGAAUGAGGUAAAGCCUAGAAGCUCAGCUCUGAUUCGUCACCAGAGAAUCCACUAAAAUGACUCCUUGCCAAGAUGUCUAGUGACAACUUCAAGUAGAAUUCAGAAUUUUUUUAAAUUGAGGUGAAAUGUUUCUUAAACUUCAUUACUUAAAAAAUGUCAGAGAUACUGUGUUGAAAAGUUGUUUAAAGGUCAUAAAUGCUGGAAAAGUUGAGAAUUUGGGAAAAUAAACAUCAACAAGAAAUUUACCUAUA
This is a messenger RNA of Odocoileus virginianus texanus, 2960 nucleotides long. The record is from RefSeq and is a predicted model, not a curated record. NCBI's taxonomy places the organism in Eukaryota, Metazoa, Chordata, Mammalia, Artiodactyla, Cervidae.